Messenger RNA from Hipposideros armiger (great roundleaf bat), 7244 nucleotides. RefSeq names its product cilia and flagella associated protein 54 (gene CFAP54). The record is from RefSeq and is a predicted model, not a curated record. Lineage: Eukaryota; Metazoa; Chordata; Mammalia; Chiroptera; Hipposideridae. Gene Ontology annotation, biological process: cilium assembly. The transcript has 54 exons.
CUCAUCAACAUGGCGGCGCAAGGCGACUCUUUGACCUCACCAUCCAACAUGUCUGCCACGUCGGUGAUAUCGCCAGGAUUGCCACCAACCCGGCCCUCCACCCCAACCGCAGUCUUCAAGUCGCCUCUGGGGCCGAGGGCAAGUUCUCUGAAACCACAGCCUCGCUCUACGUGCCAUGAGGACUCGUUGCCUCUGGCUGUGUUUUAUGGGCCCUUGGACGCUAAAAACCCUCUCCUGGCCUCUUUUGAGAAGGAGAUAAAGGAGUUGCUAGGCUUUAUGAAGAGAAAGAAGGCUUUAGAGAUAACGGAGGAACAGAAGCAUGAAUUCCACCGGCGUUGUGCCACGUCUUUGUUUAAUAUCUGGAACAAAUACGCCCCCCGGCUGCCAGCUGCCUAUUACAAUGAAAAGCUUCUGAAGGUUGGAGAUAGCCUUUGUGAAAUGAAAGAAUAUAAGUUGGCCCUUUUACAGUGCUAUGGAAGAUAUCUUCAGCAGUUCAGUGUCAACUUUGAUGAGAAUCAAGCAGAUGUACAUCAGUUCAAAACUGUCUUUUUUCCAAAAGGCUUUGGAGACAAAACUGCUGUACAUACGUUUCAUGCUUUAAAUGGCAAAUAUAUUUGCAACUACGAGCUGGUCUGUGACAGAGAUGUGAACCUACAGAAUAAAGAAUCUGUGGUCCAGUGCCUGCAUAUCUUGUCCUCCUUACGACUCAUCAUGCAGGUGGCUCUGCCACAGGAGCACCUUUGUUGGAUUAUCUUCAAUGGUACCAUUUACAUCUACACAAUUUGCAGAAAGCUGAUGAUUAUAGGUCAGUCUUCCAAGGCCUUAGAAUAUCUCCUGUGGGCCAGUAUAUGUAUGGAAUCCUCAGUCCCACUGCUGUCUGUCAGGUACUUGACGUGGAGAGCUACUCUUUAUACAGCUGUCUGCCAGUGCUACUAUGACUGCCAAGCUGGGAUGCAUGGGGAGGCAUUUGCUCGGCGUGCUUUAGCUAAAAUUGAUGAGUUAAGGCAACUGGAAUUAAUGGGUUCCUCACAGUCUCAGGAAGAAUCCGGAAGAUGUUAUAGAGAGGCCACAAUAAAGAUGGCGGUGAUGAUCUUCAAACGAGGAGUGUUUGAGUCUAGAAGGAAAAGCAAAAAUUUGUUCAGACCAAAGAUAAGAGUGAAUCUAAGGGAAGUACAAACCUUGCCGUGGCCACGUACCAUCACAGAACGGUUGUUGGAUGAGAUGUUUGAUAGCACUGCAUCCCAGUUUCUGGCUGUCUUGGAAGCUCUUUCUGAUUCAAAUAGGCGAACACUACAAACUGGACCUGUUGUUACAGAUGAAGUAGAAAUUCGUGAUGUUAUCUCAGAACUGUUUAUAGCAGGAAAAGAACUUUUAAUAAGGUCAAAUACUGGUACAGAUGGAAUGUUUGGUUUUCCACAAACAUCUCUUCUGCAACUUAUUAUAAAAAGAAAGAAGGGUAUUUCUAUGGAUGCUGCUGUGAAAUUUAUAAAAUUAGCUUUUACCUAUGAGGAAUGGGGUUUAUUUGAAUCAUCAGCUGAGCAGCUUGUUGAUUUUCUCCAGAGACAGAAUGAUCCAGAGUCAAAGAAAGCAGAGAAGGAUUUAACUCUUCUUAUUGCAAUAGAACCUCUGAUCAAUGUAAAGAGGAACAAAGGUUUGAUCUUUCCUUUGGAAAACUACAGAGAAGAAAAAUUAGCUUUUCACAUUAAAAGAACUGCUUUUCAUGGGUACUGCAUUUUGGGUUGCAAAGCAGAAGGGAGCUAUGGAAAAGUAAGACUAAACAAUAAUCAUCUCCCAAGCUCAGGAGAGGCGAUACCAGCUGAUGGUAAAAGCAUUUUCGAAGUGAAAGGUUUAGAAACCAAUGAAAAAUACAUUUUUGCAGUUGCUGCUUAUUCUGCUGAUGGGAAGCUUCUUGGUGAUGCUAUUGGGGAGACAACUAAACCAAUUCUGAUUUAUCCACCUCUUUCUGCUGUUACCGCUCGGAUGUUCCUGACACAGGUGGCCUAUCAGAUUGGCAACUAUGAGUUGGCUAAGAAAGUUUUCUCACCCAUCUGGGAUUAUUUUGUUGCCUCACCACCUCACAGCGAACAAUCUGCUAUUUGUUUAAGCAACAUAAUGACUAUUACACAGAGAAGAUUACAUUCAGAUAUUUUGGCAGAGACUUCUUCAAUUCUCUUAUACCUAUUUCUUAGAAAUAUUUUUGUAACAAGUGACAUUAAAAUUAAAGAAGAAAAUCUUUUUUGUGACAAUAUUAAAGGCAAUGAAAUUUUCCCCUCUCAACAAAUUGCUAGACUAAUUGAAUGUGAAAGAGUAUUGGUGGCUUUGGAACUUAGCAACUACCUAAAUGAUUCCAGUUAUGCCCUUCAAGCUGUGACUCAGUGUUAUGGUCUCCUUGCUCCUAUGAUCUAUCACAAUAUUGUUUUGGUACCCGUUGUGCAGAUCUUGAUAAAGUGUGUUGUGGUUUUGCAAGGACUACCAAAUAUCAUCUACUCAAAGAAACAUAUUGCGAGUUUUGAAAGUGUACAACAUAUGAUAGCUUGUUGUAUCUUCUACAUAACAAAGAUUCUGCGUUCAUGGAAGGAAUACGACCUGGCAGUAAUUAUUAUAAAUUAUGGAAAAAAGAUGUUGGACAUCACAUUAGGAUGCCAGUCUCUGCUUUGUACUACUGACCAAGAGGAAAUACAAGAGGAGGGUUCUGCUAAGAAGUUUUCCAAGACUAAGAGGCUGCAGCAGAUAUUGUCACCUGAAAAAAUAAAUGAGCAGCUAGCCUUGUUGGAAACACACCUUCUCAAACUGACAAAGCAAUAUGCUACUGCUGAGCUCUCAGGAGCAGAAGACCCUAUAUUUCUUUACCCUAUAGUUUUAAAUUGGACGGUCAAAGGUGCUGUGAAAGAAGCCCACAGGAGAAAUAAGUCCCUACUUGGAAUGAAAAAACUGAAAUAUAAGGACAAUAUUUUCUUUAAAAAGGUGACUAAACCUGUGAAGAAGUUCAGAGCUGUAGUAAUGGCGAUUGGAACAAUUGAAGAAAUACAAAGAAAAAGAAAUAAACAAGCAGAAACUCUAAGAGACCUUUCUUCCAAAAAUCCAUGUAUUUCUGAAAUGAUGGAACAUGACAGAUGUAAACCAUAUGGCAGCAAUAGAGUUCUUGCUCACCGUGGUGGCUAUUGGACUCUGCUUCAGAACUGUUGUCGGGCCCUUUGGAACUUUACUCAGGAGCUACAGAUACUUCUUAAACAAGCACUGGAUCAGUAUAAAAUAUUUCCUGUCAGUCAGGAUGAAUCUCUGGAACUUUUAUAUCAAGUAGAAAAAUGGGAAACGCUAGUAUCACUUGCCAUUCAGUUCAAUACAAUUUCACAUGAGAGGUAUACAGAGCAAGUGACACCACUCCUGGUUUAUGCACAACGCCAGCUUCUUCUAAGAAUAUCCAAGUUCAAGGGCCCAGAUAUUACCCAACAACCUUGUGUAAGAUAUGAGACUGAAUAUAAAGAGAAGAUAACCUGCCGAAAUUUUAUUGGGAAGCAGCUCAAGAUUAAUCCUUCAGCCAGUAAACCGACAGAUACAGGAAUCGACAUAGAUUCCCUAGGAAAGCUUAUCUCUUCAGAAUACAGCCAAGCCAAAGAGCUCGUCUGUGUGCCCGUGGAUGUGACAGAUGCUUUGAGAUACUUUAGAGAGACCUUGGAAAAAUCCAAAUAUCAUAACAGAUCAAUCCGACACAGCAGAAAGUUGCUUUCAUUAUUUCUCGCCCAGACACAAGGAAACAAAGGAGGAAUGAACAAUUCAAAAUUUACUCCCGGGAAGGUAGAAUUUUGCCUGGGGACAGAAGAGAUGCAUAUGCCCACACCGCCUGAUCUUUCUCAGGAGCACUUCAGAGUUUUCAGUUCCGUGGAGAAAAGCAAACUACCCUCUUCACAGCUUGGACUUGUAAUUUCUUCUUAUUAUGAAACUAUUGAUGUUCUCCAAGCCAGCAAUCAAAGAAGUCUUAAAGUUCAAGCAUUGCAUGAACUUGGAAGUCUUCUUGUCUUCGCAGAAAAGAAAAGGGCUGCUUUUAAAUGUUGGUGUCAAGCUCUUGAUGACAUAUUCAGAAAACAAGAUGUGCUACAUACAUGGAAAGAGUUGGGCAGCCCGCUCACCAGUGCCACCGACAGCUGUUCACCUCCUAGUUCCAAAGACUACAGUGAGGAAUUUCUGUCAAAAGUUGGCAUUUGGGGAUGUUUGCAAGGAGCGGUCAUAUCGGCAAAGAUAGCCCAUUGUGCCUCAGUAUCUCCUGGGGAUUGGUUCCAGGGUCCUCCACAGAUACCAAAAUCCGCGGAUGCUCAAGUCCCCUGUAUAAAAUGGCAUAAUUCAAUACAUAUUGUCAGCCUGCCGCAUCCGCGGACUCCCAACGGCAGAUCGAAAACAGCGCAGGGUUUGCUUAGAACCACACUUCCGCACCCCAAAGCCGAACGUUGCUAUGCUCAGUAUGAAAUCACUCAGCUUCUCCCAGGCAUUGAGCUCUUCUCAGAUAGACACAGGGCCGACAUCUGCUCUGUAGUUGCAAGUCUGUAUUACAUUAUACGUGAACUGCACUUUGUUAAGCAAAAUAUCAUUAUAGAAGUCCUUAUAGAUUUAAGAUUCUUUUCUGAAGCCUUUCAUGAGAUGUCCCAGAUUUUUUAUGGAAAAAACAUGCCUUCCUUAAUAACUGCCGGUUCUAAAGCUGCUGGAAAAGUGAAGAUAUUUCAGUCAUUUGACUCAGGAAAACCUCUUACUCAUAAAGAAAAUAUACAGGCACUUGAUGAAUUAAUAAAUAAAGGCUUGCCUCAAACUCUGGUUACAAUUGGCCAAAAACAUCUCUUAAAUAAGUUUUCUUUUGUUAAAGCAUACUUUUUAAUAAAUGUGGCUGCAACAAUAAAUUGUGUCCCAGAAAAUCUGUUGAAAAACAUCUAUGGAUCUGUUCCUGAGAAAAGCAAAGCAAACCUCCAGAACUUGAAAGAGCUAAAUUUAAAGGAUGAUGGAGGCUCAUUUAGUCGUCUUAUAAAAGUGAAAGAUGACUUUACUCUUAGCAAAGUAAAGAUUCAUGCUGCAAUAGUAUUUUCCACACUUAAACUUCUCCGGGAUUCAAAACUUUUUAAAAAGAAGGAAGUACAACAUGAAACAGAGAGUUUCAUCUCUCCAGGAGCUUCUGUAUGUAUGAAUUUAAUGUUCAGCCUUAUAAUGCCAAAAAGUGCAGGCGACAGGGAGCUGCAGGCUGAAUUCUUGAUGCAAGCUGUAAUCAUUGGCCUGCAAGAAAAGCACUUAAAGGCAGACAUCAUAACAAACCUUCAGGCCAUAAUACAUUUGCUUGAAGGAAGAGAGUUUAUGUCUCCCCGAUCUUCUUUAACCCUGGUGAGAAGCAUGCUUUUGCUGGAUGACUUAACAAAAGCUGAGAAAUUCAAAGAAACUCCCUCUUCAAAAACAGAAAAAUUAAAUUUGUUGACUCAGUCUCACAACAUUCUUAUUGAACAGAUGUUAACUUUUGGAGAGACAAUAGAAUUUUCUUCAUCAAACACUGAUUAUGCGAGUCCAUUACAGCCUUUGAAAAAUGUCUAUCUCCCUCAUAUCAUGUUGUUGGCCAAAACAAAAAUGAGAAUUGGACUUUUUGUUUUUAGAGAUGUUUUCUAUGGCAAACAUGAAAAGGAAAGCACGUCCAGUUUUCUGAGUUUCCAGCAUGAAAUAUUUGUUCUGAAGUUCUAAAUGGUAGAAAAAGGAAAACCCAUCUUUGUAUAUCUUUUUCUCCUGUCAGGCAAAAUAGAACGUCAAAUAUUAAUGGAAGAGAAAUCUCCAAAUGCACAACUUGAGAGUUUAUUUGAAGCUAUACAACUAAGCUUGAGACAUGAUCAAAACUCAGGAUUGAUAAGGGACUCCUACCUAGAGAUGGCCCUAUUAUAUUUACAUCUGAAGAAGCCAAAGAACAAACUUUCAGUAGGACCAUCAACACCUAAGACUCCUACUAGAAGACAUAGUUCUAUCAAAGAGCCAACAGUAAAUAGGUUUGAAAUGUACAAUUCCUUGGCCUGGAUCGCAAUAAGAGCUGCUGCACAGGUCAGUGGAGCCGUGCUGGCAAUUAACCUGCUUAUCGGAAAGAAAAAUGCUAGAACUGAUAAAGUUAGUCAAGGGGCGUUACCUAACAUUCCAGAAUUUGCCACUGUGGAUCUUUUGUCUUCUUACACAGAUUAUUUGCUUGAUAACUACCAAGUUGUUUUCCAGACUGGCUAUACAUUUUUUAAUCAAAGUGAUGAUGUAUCUGACAAUACAGAUGCUAGAAAAAAGACUCAGACUAAGGUGGAUAUUACAUGGACUCUUCUGUUGCGCUACUAUAUUCACCUGCAGAGAAUUAAUAAUAUGAGCAAGCUUCUAGCAUCUCCAAAGCCAGGUUCUGGAAUUUCUUUGCCAGAUGAUACACUUCUCACGUCCCUUUUUAACUCUGGAUUGAUUUUGCGCCAAAAAGAAAUGCAUGUUUUCCUUAAAAGAUUCUUACAGCUGUAUUGUUCCUCCUGUAUUGAUGAAUUUCCAAGAGAACUAUUGCAAGGAUUAGAAAAUCCACCUUUUUCAGAAAAAGUCUUGCAUGACUCGUCAGCCAAGUUAUUUCAUGACAGUUCUCUACACUCCAUGUUAUCAUUAAAGUCCUCUGCCAGCCCACCUUCUGUAGAGCUGAUAUCUUCAGAUAGGGCAGCACAAGCUUUAAACAAAGAACUCUGCUUUCAGUGGUACAUCCCUCCCCUGGAAAGACCUCCAAAGGAAACAGAACCUAUGGAAAAUGUUUAUUGUGUAAAUAUUCCAUUGCUAUUAAAAAGAAUGUGCACUCCAGGGCUGCAACCAAUUAGAGGACAAGUCUCUGACAUCACCUGGGUGUCCAACAAUUCAAUUCAUUUCUGGCACCACUGCCCAGAGUUAGCACAGAACCCCACAGAUGAAGGGCUCCAUUCAAGACUGCCCCCACUUCAGACGCCUGCUGCAAAUAAGGAUGCACAGGCUACCUACACUUCUGCCCAGCAGGCUACAAAUUUGGGAGCUCCCAUGAUGCCCCCUCAGCAUUUAUGCUUUUCUUGUCAUCAGGUCCCAUUUGACAUCUCGCUGCCAUCUGUAUUCAAUCUUGAGAGACUUUUUGAUCUUGCUAAUGGUUGCAUCAUAUCAGGAGGAAGCCUUUUCAACUGGAUUGUGUCGAUUAUUCCCUAAACAUCCUAUACAUGUUAAUGUUUUUCUUGGUUUGAAAUAAGAACUGUCAUCUUACA